AUGGCAAACCAACCAGAGUACGAUCCGUUACGCGGUCAACAGCGUGUGUUCACGACACAACUUGUGCUCUGUUUAUGGAUGGGCAUCUCGUCCUUUCUCUUGUUCUGUUUUUUGCGGUACAGAUGGCCUCAUAUUUAUGCCAUUCGAACUCUUCGAAAUUCCAACGUGAUCCUCAAAGCCAUUCCCACCUCAUACUUUGGAUGGAUCAGCUUGGUGUUGUCGGUUACAGAAGAUGAAGUGCUUGAGUAUUCGGGACUUGAUGCGUAUGUGUUCAUCAUGUUCUUCAAGAUGGGAAUCCGAAUCUUUUUUCAACUCCUGGUGUUAGCAGUAUUUAUCCUAAGUCCCGUACGAUUCUACUACACGGGCCAUUUUGACAAGGACGACAUUCCCUGGAGAUGGCCAGAGGCUGGUGUGUUGUUUGUACGAUUUGUGGCAAGUGGCGAGUUCAGUGGUGAUGAUGGUAGUCUCCCCGACUUUGGAGACAUUGAUGACUUUCCUCAUUACCUCUGGGUGUACCCGUUAUUUGCAUACUUGUUUUCGGGGAUCGUGUAUAUGAACUUGUUUGAUUACACGAACAGGAUCAUCAAGACCCGGCAGAAGUAUUUGGCGUCUCAGGACCUGAUUACCGACCGCACCAUCCGAAUCGACGGGAUCCCCAGACGAUUGUUGAUGCAAAAGAACACCGAGAUCUUGAAGGACUUCAUCGAGGACUUGGGAAUUGGUAAGGUGUUGGAUAUCAAUAUGAUCUAUGACUGUCAGCCGUUGGAUCAGUUGUUGGAUGUUCGGAAGAAGUUGGUACGGCGUAUCGAACGGUACAUUUCCUCAAAGCACCAAUUGAAUAUCGACAUCUACAACGAGAACUGUCCCACGGUAUCGGUGCGAGGCCAACUUGUUGAAGACCCGAAAUUGAUGGCGUAUAUGGAGAAGUUGGACAACAUGGACCAGGAGAUCUCUGAAAUCCAACAUACCUACAAGCAGCGCUUUGACGAUAAUUUGAUUCUUCAUAAGGACCCGGUGUUCAGGCAAAUUCCUUCGGCUUUCGUGACUAUGGACAGUGUGGCAUCAGCACAGAUGGCGGCGCAAACCGUUCUUGAUCCUCGAGUGUAUAAGUUGAUGGUGAACUUGGCCCCAGCGCCAACAGACAUCAAAUGGUCGAACUUGAAACUUAACUACUACACGAAGAUUGCCAAAGGUUAUAUAAUAACGUUGAUCAUUAUCUUGAGUUACUUUCCCAUUUUGUUUUUGGUAUCUUCGUUGGCGACGUUAUUGGAAUUGAAGUCCAUCAGCAAGUUUUGGCCCGAAUUGGGAGAGUUUAUCAAGAAGUCGAAUUGGCUUACCACCUUUGUGACGGGGAUUUUGCCACCUCUUUUGUACUCGUUGUUGAACUUGACUAUGCCGUAUUUUUACCGGUAUCUCUCAAGGUGUCAAGGGUAUACUUCCAAUAGCGAUAUCGAAUUAUCAUCUUUGUCCAAGAACUUUUUCUUCAUAUUUUUUAACUUGUUUCUUGUGUUUAUGAUCACAGGAACAAUCUGGGACUACUUGUCAUUCAUCAGAGACACCACAAAGAUAGCUUUUCAGCUUGCAAGUUCGUUGAAGAAAAAGUCGUUGUUUUACGUGGACUUGAUCCUAUUGCAAGGUUUGGGAAUGUUUCCUAUUCGGUUACUACAAAUUGGAGAUGUUGUACUAUUGAACUUGAUCGGGAAGAUCUUCUUCUUAAACCGGUUCUUCUUGCGAACCCCUAGAGACUAUCGCUUCUACUACUUCACACCUCCAAUUUUUGAUUUUGGAAUCCAAGUCCCCCAACACAUUCUCAUUUUUAUGAUCAUAUUGAUCUACUCGGUGGUAUCCACCAAAAUUGUGGCCAGUGGCCUCGUGUACUUUGGUCUCGGCUACUUGGUGUACAAGUAUCAAUUGAUCUACAACUACGUGCAUCCGCCACAUUCUACUGGUAAGGUGUGGCCAAUGAUAUUUCGAAGAUUGAUUCUAGGAACUAUUCUCUUCCAGCUUUUCAUGUGUGGAACUCUUGCCCUCGAGGGAGCAGUUCUCCUUCUGAUAUUAUGUUUCCCGUUAAUUGUCGUGACGUUAGUUGUGAUCUAUAACUAUGAAAAGUACUAUUUACCUUUGAACAACUUCAUCGCGUUGCGAGCGAUCCAGAGCCCUCUCGAGUUCGACAAGGAGUUUGACGAUGAGGUAGAGGAAGAAACGGCCCUGCAGGAUAUUGAGACGAUUCCUACGCUUCAUGUUGACAUGAGCGACACCGACUCGAUGUUGGUGAACGGAGACUACACGGUUGACUAUAUGUCGAUGUCAACGCCGACCCGUAAAAGAAGAAUCAGCACGCUAGAUGAAGAACGAGAGAAGUAUAGCAACUACAUGUACCCCAACCUCAUAUGUGACCUCGAUGGACCGAUGGUGGAGUUUGAGGGCGAUCGGGUGGCAUUGGUGAGAGUUGCAGCCGACGAAGAAAUGGACUCACAUCGGCUCAUUCUCGUGACUAAGAAUUUGGUGGUUCUGGAGUGGGAGUAGCGGUGACAAUGGGAGUCUCAAGUAUCUAUUGCUGUCUUUGACGGUACAAGACAUCAGUCAGAUAUAUAUGUGUGAGAGUGGCACGUCGGGUAAAUAAUAAUUAUACGAAAAACAAUGGACAAGGUUUGACGAGAAUG
Messenger RNA from Yamadazyma tenuis ATCC 10573, 2663 nucleotides. RefSeq lists its product as uncharacterized. NCBI's taxonomy places the organism in Eukaryota, Fungi, Ascomycota, Pichiomycetes, Serinales, Debaryomycetaceae. Gene Ontology annotation, cellular component: plasma membrane. The record is from RefSeq and is a predicted model, not a curated record. Gene Ontology annotation, molecular function: calcium-activated cation channel activity.